CCCUGCACUGUCGGGGUUGAACUUCCUGGGUCAGAAGCUGCUGCCGCCGCCUCCAUCCAUUGCAAUCCCGGAACCCGGACUGAUCAGCUGCUCCCCAGCGGGGUGUGUGCGGGGAGAGCCCUUCCUUAGCGCCCCUGUGCCCAGCCGGGGGUCUUUCUCCGGGGGCUGGAACCAGCCCCUGGGGCAGCCCCGGGCUCUGCCGACACCAGCCCCUGAGCCGGAGCCUGCAGGUUGUCCCAUGCCCUCCAGAGACAGGGAAGGGAAAUGACUGCAGUGGAGCUGGUGACCUUCGAGGAAGUGGCUGUGUAUUUCUCUGAGGAAGAAUGGGCUCUACUGGACCUGGGUCAGAGAGCCCUCUACCGGGACGUCAUGCGGGAGAAUUAUGAGACUGUGACUUCACUGGCAGGAUUUCUGAUUUUCAAACCUGACAUCAUCUCCUGGCUGGAUCAAGGAGAGGAGCCAUGGCUCCCUGAUCUCCAUGGAUACAAGGAAAGAGAGAUCCUGAGAAACACCCACACAGCAGAUGAUGGGGUGGUGAGUGAGAUUGAGGAGGAGAAUCCUGAGCAGGAAGGUCCUGAGCAAGUGGAACCACAGGGGACAGUAUCGGGAAGAGCUGAAGGGGAUAUUUCCCAGAGUCCUGAGGAGGGAGAAGACCAUGAGGGUCAGAGCGAGCCAGAGACAGAGCAAGGAAACCACUCAGAGGAGAGACAGGGUAAAUCCAAAGGAAUUAGGAAAAUCAAAAAAACUGUUCAACAGAGAAGCCCCACUGGAGAAAGACCCUACACAUGUGGUGACUGUAGGAAAAGCUUCCAAUACAGAUCAGCCCUUAUUAGACACCAGAGAAUCCACACAGGAGAGAGACCCUACAAGUGUCUCGACUGUGGGAAAAGCUUCAGACAGACCUCAGCCCUUAGUAAACAUCAUACACUCCACACAGGAGAGAGACCCUAUGAGUGUCUAGAGUGUGGGAAAAGCUUCCGUCAGAGGUUCCACCUUAUUAAACAUCAGAGAAUCCACACGGGAGAGCGACCCUAUGAAUGCCUUAUGUGUGGGAAAAGCUUCAGUGAGAAUUCACAGCUUCUAUCUCAUCAUAGAACCCACACAGGAGAGAGACCCUAUAACUGCCCCGAUUGCGGGAAAAGCUUCCGUCAUAGAUCAGUCCUCAUUGAACAUCAGAGAAUCCACACGGGAGAGAAACCCUACAAAUGCAAUGAGUGCGGGAAAAGCUUCAGUCGGUUCUCUCACCUCCUAUCACAUCAGAGAACCCACACAGGAGAGAAACCCUAUAACUGCCCUGACUGUGGGAAAAGCUUCAGUGAAAGCUCAACCCUUAUUCAACAUCAGAGAAUCCACACGGGAGAGAAACCCUACAAAUGCAAAGAGUGUGGGAAAAGCUUCAGUCACAUCUCACACUUCCUAAUACAUCAGCGAAUUCACACAGGAGAGAAACCCUAUAACUGCCCUGAUUGUGGGAAAAGCUUCAGUCACAACUCAACUCUUACUCAACAUCAGAGUAGCCACACAGGAGAGAAACCUUACAAGUGCAAUGAGUGUGGGAAAAGCUUCAGCCGGAUCUCACGCCUCCUAUCGCAUCAGAGAAUCCACACAGGAGAGAAACCCUAUAACUGCUCUGACUGCGGGAAAAGCUUCCGUCACAGGUCAGUCCUUGUUACUCACCAGAGAAUCCACACAGGGGAGAAACCCUUUCAAUGCCCAGAAUGUGGGAAAAGCUUCACUGUGAGCUCAACCCUCACUAAACAUAGGAGAAUCCACAGUGGAGAAAGACCCUAUGAGUGUAUUGACUGUGGGAAAAGCUUCAGUCAGAAUUCACAGCUUCUAUCACAUCAGAGAACCCACACAGGAGAGAGACCCUAUAACUGCCCCGAUUGCGGGAAAAGCUUCUGUCAUAGCUCAGUCCUUAUUGAACAUCGGAGAAUCCACACGGGAGAGAAACCCUUCAAAUGUGCUGAGUGUGGGAAAAGCUUCAGAAUCCACACUGGAGAGAAACUCUAUAACUGCCCUGACUGCGGGAAAAGCUGAUGUCAGAGGUCAGUCCUUGUUCCUCACCAGAGAAUCCACACAGGGGAGAAACCCUUUUAAUGCCCAGAAUAUGGGGAAAGCUUCACUGUAAGCUCAGUCCUUACUAAACAUAAGAGAAUCCACAGUGGAGAAAGACCUAUGAGUGUAUUGACUGUGGGAAAGGCUUCAGUCAUAUCUCACACUUUCAAUGACAUCAGGGAUCCUUAUAAAUGCCCUGACUGUGGGAAAGGCUUGCGGCACAGCUCAGACCUCAUAACACAUAAGAGAAUCCAGAGAUCACAAAACCAAGAAUUGCCCUGGCUGGGGAAGGGCUAAGUGAAUAACACCUUUGCCAAUUCCCACAAAUCUCAGAGGGUCAGGCCAGACCUGGUAGGAGUGGCCAUGUAAUGAGGACAUGGUGUAGUUAUAAAGCAGAAAAUGAAAUGACCUUCCCAGAGCAAAGCUGUGUAGAACAAGAGUCUGAGAUGAGACUUCCAAAUUGUGAUGGGAUUUUAUUAUAAUUUUCCAGAUGCUUCCAUUGACCUUCUCUAUUGAAAUUUGGUCUUGUAUACUUAGAAUCAUCCUUAUCUUAUAUGCUGUGAUUUCGCAUUAACUCUUGAUAGUUUUUUAGGCUGGUAUCCACCGAGAGACGCUGUGACACUCACUAUUGCAGAGACUAUAUUUUUUGGCACCUAGAAAAUCACAGGAACAACACUGGAAUCAAGGAAGCCUGAGUUAGGAGCACCGGCUCCCUCUCUACAAUGAAUGAGGAGAGAUAGGUGCCUUAGAAUGAGAUUCACAAAAGCCGGCAUGCUAGGUCAGGCACUGCCUAAGCUAGCCAAUGGGAGAUGAUGACCAGAGGGAUGUGUGUUAACCUCACCCCUCCCAGGGGCAUAGGAACCUAUCUCUGUUUGUGAUUGACAAACCAAGGAAGGUAUUAUGCGGUGGGGCCUGGUCUAGUAAGUGUAUUCAGAAGCUGCCUAAGUCCGCACAAAACAGUGAGGAAAAUUCUAAGAACAUCAACGGACUAAGUUUUAGCAUUUGAAUGUGACAACUUUUUAACUGAAACUGAUGUGGUGCUGAUUUAAACUGCCUGCUUGCACCUGUAACUGCCAGUUACUGUUCACACCUUGUCUGUGUAGUGCUGAGCUCACUUAAAUUGUCUUAUUAAUUAUCUGUCUUACUGCCUAAAAGAGCUACCCUUUAGAUCUUUGGUUUGGUGAGGAUAUAACUAAAUCUCAGCUGUGCUUACUGUGUUAUCCCAGCUUUGUGGAAAUCCAUUGCUUGAUGGUUAAUUUUCUUUUGUUGUCUUGUUUCAACUCAAUUCCUAACUUUAAGUGCUACUGGGAACUAGCAACUUUGUCAAUCACUGUUCUGCUCAUGCCUGUAUCUUAGGCUGUGGCUACACUAUGAGGCUUUUAGCGACAUGACUGUGCUGCUACAGCCGUGUUGCUAAAAGGCAUGCAGUGUAGCUGCUGUUUGUCAGCAGGAGAGCUGCUGUUUGUAGGCAGGAGAGUGCUCCUGCCAACAAAACGCUGUUCACACUGGUGCUUUUUGUCAGUAAAACUUUUGUCGUGUUUUUUUAACACCCCUGAACAACAAAAAGUUUUGCCGACCAAGUGCCAGUGUAGACAAAUCCUUACACUCAUGCCCUCCAGCUGUGCUGCUUUUGCAUGUGUGAGUGAGAAUUACCUGCCUGUGAGAGAAAUAUCCUUAGAUCUGUCUCCCUUGGAAUAUUACGCUGUGCGUGUGAGUAACCAAAGCUAUCUUCUGACUUCAGAUUCACACUUCAAUCUUUACUUGUGUGGCUUCUAACCUUUAGAAUACUCUUACUUGUAAAAUAAUUUUAGCUAUGUUGUGUGUGUUUCUAACAGUAGCGGAUUUCUCCAUGGAGCCGGGCCCACACUCCAGGGGGGCCCCGACCAGGCCCACUCUUCUCCACCCCCUGCUCUCUCCUGCGGGGGGCAGAAGCUUGGUGCUCCUGGCACUGAGGCUCCUGCUGCAGUAGGGCAGACAAGCUCCCCCUCCCCUGCCUCUUCUCACAGCU
Messenger RNA from Trachemys scripta elegans, 4066 nucleotides. RefSeq names its product zinc finger protein 883-like. The record is from RefSeq and is a predicted model, not a curated record. NCBI's taxonomy places the organism in Eukaryota, Metazoa, Chordata, Testudines, Emydidae. Bases 265 to 2040 code for a protein of 591 amino acids. Gene Ontology annotation, biological process: negative regulation of transcription by RNA polymerase II. Gene Ontology annotation, molecular function: DNA-binding transcription repressor activity, RNA polymerase II-specific. The transcript is spliced from 4 exons.